This is a messenger RNA of Neolamprologus brichardi, 1025 nucleotides long. The record is from RefSeq and is a predicted model, not a curated record. NCBI's taxonomy places the organism in Eukaryota, Metazoa, Chordata, Actinopteri, Cichliformes, Cichlidae.
UGCUCUUUCUGAUGAUAUCCACAUAGCAUUGCACUCCCGCUGGACUUACCGUGAGCCACCAUGUCUGUGAGGCUGUUUUCUGUAAAAAGCCCGCUUUCCAGAUGUUUCAAAUCUCUGCACAGCUGUUCAGCACGAGCGUUUGGCGCCGGAGCCGCCUGCCUCGGCUCGGUGAAUUUAAAAGGUCGCAGCUGUCUGACUCUGAAGGAUUUCAGCUCAGAUGAAAUCAAAAAGCUGCUGUGGGUCUCCAGAGACCUCAAGCAUCGGAUCAAGCACGAAAAACAGCAUUUGCCUCUUCUACAAGGAAAGUCGAUUGCAAUGAUAUUUGAGAAGAGGAGCACCAGAACAAGAAUGUCCACAGAAACAGGUCAUGGUACCCAGUUCAUUCUGACCUCUGACCCCAUGGAGGCUGCCCGUGACAGCAAUGUCUUGGUCACUGACACCUGGGCCGGCUUAGGAGAGGAAGAGGAGAAGAAAAAGAGGCUCAAAGACUUCCAUGGUUUCCAGGUCUCAAUGCAGACAGGAAGUGUGGCCAAGUCAGACUGGACCUUCCUGCACUGUCUCCCUCGGGAAAUGGAGGAGGUGGAUGAUCAGGUGUUCUACUCAUCCCGCUCUCUCGUCUUUUCGGAGGCAGAGAAUAGAAAAUGGACCAUCAUGGGCCUCAUUGUUUCUCUUCUGACUGACUACACGCCACAGAUCCCCAUGCUGAAGUUUUAACAUCAGUUAUUAAGAGGGACUAGGGCAUGGGAUGACUUCAAAGAAGACUGUUGCAAUGCUGUCAUAUUGUAACUUCAGGAUAGAGCUGCCAUGUGGGAGCGUGGGGCUGUGGUGUGCUUCUGUUUAUGUGUAGUAGGUCUGUGUGUCAAAGUGCAUGGCAAGGUUAGAGAACCCAGAAAUUCCCAGGACUCUCUUAUUGCUCACAGUUCUUAUUUCACUCUUUGUGAUGUGUCACCACAGCUGCCAUAAAACUUCAGUGAAGAUGAAGAACUAGAGGUUAAUCCAUAAAUAAAAUACUCCCAACAACUGUU